ACUCCUCGGUCCAGAUACAAUCAUAGUGGGGGUUAACAAGCCUUACUCCGUUCCGUAUAUUUCAUCCAGAUAACUUAUGAUGAUAAUAAGGAGUAAAUAAAGCAUCCCAUCCAUACACUUACCACAAUUUGAUCACCACCACCUUUUAUUUCAUGACCAUGUUGGAGUUUAUCACUCGAGGUUUCAAAGGAUCCGCUGUCAAGUACUCUCCCUUCUAUGAAGAUCGAAUUUGUGUGGCUGCUUCCGCCAAUUAUGGUCUGGUGGGAAAUGGGAGACUUUACAGCUUGAUGUUGACGGCGCAAGGGAUCCAGGUACAGAAAACGUAAGUCAUACCGGGGCGGGGGAAGUGGGUUGAGUUCAAUUUCCCUAUAUGCACUGUUUUAUAGCUUCUGCUGACUUUCAUCUUCUCCCGGUAGUUUCGAUACUCAAGAUUCUAUUUACGAUUUAUCAUGGUCCGAAUCAAACGAAAAUCAAGUCGCUGUUGCAUGUGGUGAUGGAAGUGUAAAGCUAUUCGAUACCGCACUCAAUGAACCUUUUCCCGUGGGAAACUUCCAUGAGCACAGCCGUGAAGUCUUUGCUGUUCAUUGGAAUUUGGUUUCAAAGGAUACAUUUGUUUCGAGCUCUUGGGAUGGUACAAUCAAAUUGGUAUGAAGAUAUCUCCUGAGUAUAUUGCUCUCAUACAGAGUAUCGCUAACUUCUUCGUUAUCAGUGGAAUCCGAAUCGCCAAAGCUCAUUGCUUACAUUACCUACACACUCUUGCACAUACAGUACUGCUUUCUCUCCUCAUUCCCCUUCAGUCAUAUCAUCUGUCUCCUCAGAUUCGCACUUGAGAAUAUUUGACCUUCGUACGCCUGCUUCUGCAUCGAAUCAUUUAGUUUCGCUCAUUCCAAUCCAUGGUCCUCCACCAACUACAGGAACCUUGGGUGCAGUUGGAAGUAAUCGACAAAUUUUCCCUCCAUCUGAAGCUCUCACCCAUGACUGGAAUAAAUAUCGUGAUGGAGUUAUUGCAACUGCUGGUGUUGAUCAAAUGAUUCGAACUUUUGAUAUUCGUAAUCCAGGAGCUGGACCUAUCGCGAUUUUACAAGGACAUGAUUAUGCUGUUCGAAAACUAGUAUGGAGUCCUCAUCUUAGUGAUACACUCCUGAGCGCCAGUUAUGACAUGUCCUGUCGCAUUUGGACAGAUGGCACAUCAAAUGCUAGCAUGCCCCGCCAACUUGGUCGUAUGGAUGUCCAUACCGAAUUUGCCACUGGUGUCGAUUGGUGUCUUUUUGGUGAAGGUUGGUGCGCAAGUACUGCUUGGGAUGAACGACUUCUGGUCUGGGAUGUUCGUUCUGUAAUGGGUGCUUGAAUGUUUUAUUUUUGUUGCCCUUGUUUUUUCACGGCCUCUUUUCUUCAAGUGGAGUUUGACAAGCAUUUUUAUUUUCUACUUCAUAAAUGCGUACUUGGGAGAAGGAAAUAAAAUAAUCUUAUGAGUAAUAUGAUACCACAUGGAUGGCGUUUUACCUUUUGGCGUAAUGGAUAUGAAAGGAGAUUUCCUUGGAGUAUUUUAUUGCAGGAGUUCAGAAUUCGAUGUCAUGAGAAUUGUAUUCAGGAAAUCUUUUUGUUUCUUUUGUAUUGGGGUGUUGAUUAUAUGUCUUGACAUAGACUCAUCUAUGAAGUGUGUUUUUGGGACUGAAAGUGAGCAUUAUGCUGCAUUACCGUAGACUACCUCAUCUAAUCGAGAUCCUAUGUAUAAUUUGUCUCCGAAUUGCAAUCUCUGCC
Sclerotinia trifoliorum is the source of this 1761-nucleotide messenger RNA. Lineage: Eukaryota; Fungi; Ascomycota; Leotiomycetes; Helotiales; Sclerotiniaceae. The record is from the annotation of a GenBank genome assembly.